AGAUUCCGGUGCUCUGCGGCUGCGUCGACUGGCGACUUGGCUGGUUGAAUGGCUGGCUGGUGGCCCCUCUGGGUCGGUCGGCAAUCGUUUUUCGCCUGGCCAAAAUCCUGCAGACGUGUUCGAGAGCUUUAGAACGUUGUUUGCAAUUGCGGAAAGCGGUUUGCGAGGCACGAGACACGGCGAUAGUUUUUAAUAGAAGAAGCAGCAAAUAAAAAAUAAUACAAAAACACAAAAAACACAAAAACCAAAAAAAAAAGAACAGAAAGAACAGCAGAAAGAGUGCAGAUGCAAGAAAAAGCCGAUUAGUUCGCAGCCAGCGGAACAAUAGUUUAUUGAGUUUAUUGAGGAAUAAUCCCCGAGUCGGCGCCCCAAAGAUCCAACAAAAACCCCAGAAACAACUGAAUUACCAGCCCAGGCAAAACAGUACAAUGUAAACCUAAAACCUAAAGCAAACCUAAGCGCAAGGAUAACAAAUAAAUCACAACUACUCUCGACUACCGUUUCAAUGGAUUCUGGCGAAUUUUCCGAGUUUCCCACAUUUCCGUAGCACCAAAGGAUAUCGCUUGCUCAUAACUUGAGACGGAUUUUGAUGCAUUUUAAUCUACUGCUACGGUUGUAAUAAAGAGGCGUUUGGAGGAACGUUGCGAAGAGUGAAUACUAGAAUUGAAUUUGCCAUCACUGUCUUGUUUAUUUUCCGAGCUUCCUUGAGCCAAGCCAAGCCAAGUCGCUGCGCCGUGUGAUGAACGCACUAUGCCAGCUGCAUCCGGAUGCCAUUGAAAGCCUAGCCACAGUCACAGUCCCAGUCACAAACGCAAACGCAAACGCAAAACCACUGCCACAGACACCCAGCAGAAUCCAGAUACCAGCCCGAUCCAAAUGAAAAUGAUGUUAAAGCUGAAAUUGAAUUGGAGAAUGUCUGGUUGAAGCGGUGGAGCGAACUCCCAUUCUCGAUAUGCUUUAGAACUGCAAAUCAAUUCAAUAUAGCACAGGACACAGAAUACAGAAAACAGAAAACAGAAUACAGAAUAAAGAAUAUAGGAUAUAGAUACAGAUACAGAUACAGAUACAGAUAUUGAUACUGAGAUACUGAGAUACUGAUACUACUGGAGGGAAGUUAACUAAUGCAAACAGAUAUUUUUAAGUACCAUAUGAAGGCAGUUUUCUAUAAAUUAUUACCGCGAGGACUUAGGAGAGAAAACUAAGACUUAGAAGUGGGGCUGGAUUGGACAACUUCACUUUUAAUCACAAUAUCGCAGCCGCCGUCAUGUGGAUAAAUAUCGCCAAUUUAAUCCUCAUCAUUGCUCAGCUGUGCGUUUUCGUCACAUCUGCAGGGGAAGCAGAUUACACACUAGAUGAUUCAUUUUGGAAUGAAGAAAGUCCUGUUGGAGAAGUGGAACGUUUACUUAAGGAGUACAGGCAAAACCAAGAGCUUGUCCGUCGAAUUGGUGGUCACUAUUACCAAAUUAUAUAUCCAGUACAGCUGCGCCAUCACGAGAAGAUGGGCAUAUCCACGCGCGAAGUCAGUCUCCCAAAGCCGGGACAAAGACCUCGACCUCAUGACGACAGCGGGUUUAACAGGGGAAGAACAAAGAAACACUUCCAUCGCACAUCGCUGCUGAUUAAAGCAUUUAACCACAAAUUCCGCUUGGACCUGGAGCUCAAUUCACAACUUCUUUCGCCAAACAUACAACAGAAACACUACCACGUGGGUGGAUAUCUUGUGGAUGGAAAUCGACAUGAUAUCGAGCACUGCUACUACCACGGGACCGUGAAGGAUUAUCCCGGAGCCAGUGCAGCAUUCCACACCUGCAACGGCGUAAGUGGCGUCAUCCACAUCGGUAACGAGACCUUCGUCAUCCAUCCCUUCUACGGCGGGGACCUGUCCAAACAUCCUCAUGUCAUCUUCGAGGCGCGCACGAAGGCGAACAAAGGGUGCGCCAACUCGGGCAAUAUUGAAUCCUGGCGGCUAUCGCGCCGCACAAAGCACUUGUCCGCCGGAGUUUCCGGCGUCGUGGAAGAGAUCCUCCAGGCGGGAGUGGGCCGCAACAAGCGGGAUGUGCGGGAGGCCACCAAGUACAUUGAGACGGCCAUCAUCGUGGACAAGGCAAUGUUCGAUAAGCGCAAUGGCAGCACUCGAGCGGAGGUCAUCCACGAUGCCAUUCAGGUGGCCAACAUAGCCGAUCUGUACUUUCGCACGCUGAACACACGCGUCUCGGUUGUGUACAUUGAGACUUGGGGCAAAAACCAGGCGGUCAUCGAUGGCAGCAAGGAUAUCAGCAAGGCAAUAUCCAACUUCAACGACUACACCUCCCGCAAUCUGUUCCAAAUCGAGCGAGACACCACACAGCUGCUCACUGGCGAAACCUUUGCCGGCGGCGAGGCUGGCAUGGCCGUUCCCGAAACUGUUUGUACGCCCCGUGCUGUCGGCAUCAGCGUGGAUGUGAAUGUAUAUGAGCCGCACCUUUUGGCCGGCACAAUGGCCCACAUGAUUGGCCAUAACAUCGGCAUGGGACACGACGACGGACGCGAGGAGUGCUUCUGCCGUGACUGGCACGGUUGCAUCAUGGCCCAGUCGAUUGUGGGCCAGGAGAAUGUCCAGCCAUACAAAUUUUCCGAGUGCAGUAAAAAAGAUUACAUUGACGCAUUGCGGACUGGCCACGGACUGUGUUUGCUCAACAAGCCAAAUGAGAUUGAGUUGCGUCGAAACUGCGGCAACAAGGUGGUCGAGGAGGAUGAGGAGUGCGACUGUGGAACCUUCGAGGAGUGCGCUCUGGACCAGUGCUGUGAUGGCAUAACGUGCAAGUUGAAGUCGGAGGCCCAGUGUGCCAGUGGUGCCUGUUGUGACCAGUGUCGCUUGCGGCCAAAGGACUACAUUUGCCGUGACUCCAAUAACGAGUGCGAUCUGCCCGAGUACUGCGAUGGCGAGAUUGGUCAAUGUCCCUCGGAUGUCUUCAAGAAGAACGGCUCUCCAUGCGGACUGAGCAAGACUGGCAUCUCAGGCUACUGUUUUCAAGGAUAUUGCCCCACGCUGAGUUUGCAAUGCGAAGCCAUUUGGGGCUAUGGCGGCUCUGCUGCGGAUCGUCAGUGCUAUGAACAAUUCAAUUCUAAAGGCUCAAUCAACGGGCAUUGCGGUCGGGAUGCCAAUGAACAUUACAUUAAGUGCGAACCAGAGAACGUCCAGUGCGGAACCCUGCAGUGCAAGGAUGGGGAACGGCAGCCAGUGAACGAUGGCAUCGACCAGCUCUACUCGAGAACAAUCAUUUCGAUCAAGGGUCAGGAGUUCGAAUGCAAGGCGACCAGCGGGCAAGUGGGUUCCAACAGCUAUCCGGAGCACGGCCUGGUCAAGGACGGAACUCCGUGCGGUGAUAAUCUAAUUUGCCUCAACCAGACGUGUGUCAGUCUCUUCCCCCACGUGGAUCAGACCAAGUGCCCAGCCAAUUCACAGGGCCAAGAGUGCUCAGAACACGGCGUCUGCACCAAUACGAACCGCUGUUUUUGCGACAUGGGAUGGGGCGGCAACGACUGCAGCUCUGUCGUGCUGCUCACAACAGCACUGCCAACCGAAGCACUGCCCACGCCGGAAAACACCAUCAAGAUGGAGAAGAAAGAAACCCCAUAUGGCACCUCUGACCAAAAUAGGAUCAGCACAUUAACCAUGGUCAUCAUUUUAACAGUUAUCGUCAAAUGUGUCUUCAUUAGUUUUGCAACACUGGCCGUUUGCUACAGGCGAAAGACCACUACGCUGAAGUACGACCCGCCCUAUUCGAAGAAACCAAUUGCCAAGAGCUACGGUGGAGCGGCGACGGCACCCAACCAUCACUCCGUGGAAGAGGUCUCCUUGGACGGAUCCAGCAAGUUAGUCUAUGCCAAUCAGACCGGCUUCAGGGACAAGGGAAUCCAUGGACGACGCUACACGACAUGUGGCGAGGACGACCAGUCACAUGCAGAGAAGGGUAUAUUAAAGAAGCACGGCUACGGUUUGGUGCACGGUGAGCAGCUAAAAGACAAAUGGGGCGAUGACAAUCAGUCCGAUAAUCUCGAGCUUAUAACCCAAGACGGCACCCUGGCGUCGACAAGCGGCGGAGCGGCUGCCUCCGAGGUGGAGCGCACGCUGAAAUCCCUCAAUGGGUAUCAUGAAGACAUCUUGGAGGCGCUGCGGAAUGCGGCCACGCACCGGGGAACCGGAACCGGAAACACGCCUGUCGGCAGCGGCAGCCUGAGCGAGGAGAUGCUGCGCAAGACCCUGCAGGACUGCAACAACUCCCAGCUGGGCUACUCGGCGGAGCAGUACAAGCGUAACAUUGGAUCCAAGUCCAGUUCGCGGGAGAACAUCUGCGACAAUGCCGCCGUCCAUGCGAUCAUCCUCGAUGGCAGCGGCGGCGGACUCGGCGGCAUGGGACUGGGCUCGAGCGUGGGAGCCGGCGGCGGAUCGACGUCCAUGUCGGGUGGCAUGCCGGGCCAUGGCGGCACCAUGCUCCAUCACCAUCGAUCGCAGCACCAGCUGCAUCAGCCGUCGACGGUGGCGCUGCAGCCGCAGCAGCUGGAUGACGAUGAUGCACCGUCGACGGGACCGCUGCGUAUACGCAAUCUGGAGGACCUGAUCAGGCAGCUAGAGCACCACUCGUCCCGUCACAUGAGUCCCAGCGGAUCCGAGGAUAUACGAAUGUCGGAAACAGAGGCCGAUCGACACUAUAGAUUAGAAAGUUCCGCAGCUUGUAGUGAGUCAUCUCAAGGCUCCAAUCAGCAAAUACCACAAUCUCAGAAAACCGCUACAAUUCAUGCGUCUUACAGCAGAAGCUGUCGUCCCCGUUCCGAUGAGGAGUCCCGAUUCACAUUCGGCGGUGGACGCUACCGACAGCCGGCAUCUUCUGGACGCCAUGCGCCGCACCAGUCGCACUCACCCCACGCAUUCGGACACCACACGCACCACUCCCAUGCCCACGGACAUGCCACGCACGGUCCACACUCGUCCCAUCACUCAUCGCACACCCAUUUGCAGCAGGAGGACGAGGGCAUCUACGAGACCGCUGACCACCACGAGCGCCAGGUGGUCGACGCUCGACUCGACUGCCACGAGACACCAGAUAGCGAGAGUGAUGACUUUAUUCAAGCUCAACAACAGUUAGCCCGGUGGGCGAGUGAGGAUGUGGUAUCCGUCGUGGUAUUGGACCAGCCGCCAUCCGGUACAAUGUCGGAUUCCCAACCAUACAUCGACGUCGGACCCAUUUCGGGGGCUAUAGCGCAGCAGCAGCAGCAGCAGCAUCCGCAUCAGCAGCAGCAUCCACAUCAGCACCACGGCGAUCAUCAUCAAUCCUCCGCAGCGGCAGCGGGAUCGGGAUCGGGAUCGGGAGUGGCAGCGGCGACAUCGGUGGCCAACAGUUCUAUAAUGGCUUUGCCAAUCGUCCCAAAUGGUAUAAGUGUAAGUCAGAGGGACUACUAUCCAUCCCCGCCCUCAACGGAAACGGAAAGCAGUGGAAGUGUUAUCCAGCCGCCCAUUCGUCGCGGUUUGCAAUCGGCGGCAGCAGCAGCAGCAGCAGACCCGGCGGCACUAAGUCAGCAGCAGCAUCAGCAUCAGCAGCAAUUGCAGCUCCUUCAGCUGCCAAUUUAUCAGCAGCAUCAGCAUCCGCAUCAGCAUCAGCAUCAUCAUCAGCAGCAAUCAGGCGAUACCAGCAGCAGCAACAACAGUCAGUCCGAACAAAUCAUCGAGAAUGGCUGCUACCCGGAAUAUAAGCAUUGAUAUUGUUAUCUACAUGUUAGAGGAGAUCAUCCCCAUGGUCCAUCCGAUCCAUACGAUCCAUGUGGGCCAUGUGGGCCAUGUGGCCCAGGUGGUCCACACUGCAUCCGAAAUCGCGCAUAGAUCAACAACCCACUCCACUCCACUCCACUCCACUCCACUCACAUGUGCCCGGAGCCAGCGCGCAGCUAGCUUUCUCUCUAAAUAAAUGAAAUUUGUAUCGACCUUUAUGAUUACUUUAGCAUAGUUACCAAUACGUUGCUCGUGUAUAAGCACAUAAAUAAAUAAAUGAAUUUAGCCCUAAGUAGUUAAGCAAAUAAAUGUAAAUGUGAAGACAGAAGACAGAAACCAAACUAGUUAACGUAAAAUGGAGCAGAGUAAGGCAAAGGAAAUAAAAAUUAGCACAGAAAUUGAAGCGAGGUGGAAAUGGAAAAUGGAAAUGAAUA
This is a messenger RNA of Drosophila erecta, 6180 nucleotides long. RefSeq lists its product as uncharacterized. The transcript is spliced from 25 exons. Gene Ontology annotation, biological process: membrane protein ectodomain proteolysis. The record is from RefSeq and is a predicted model, not a curated record. Lineage: Eukaryota; Metazoa; Arthropoda; Insecta; Diptera; Drosophilidae. The coding region runs from base 1265 to 5737 and encodes 1490 amino acids. Gene Ontology annotation, molecular function: metalloendopeptidase activity.